This is a messenger RNA of Bradysia coprophila, 3354 nucleotides long. RefSeq names its product Sprouty-related protein with EVH-1 domain (gene Spred). Gene Ontology annotation, cellular component: membrane. The record is from RefSeq and is a predicted model, not a curated record. Gene Ontology annotation, molecular function: protein kinase binding. Lineage: Eukaryota; Metazoa; Arthropoda; Insecta; Diptera; Sciaridae. Gene Ontology annotation, biological process: negative regulation of MAPK cascade; multicellular organism development.
GCAGCACUCCAAGUGUCAAAAUCGAGCUUGUGACUGAGUUUUUUUUUUGGUGAUUUUCAGUGGUUUUGCGAGGUUUCUCCGAUACAUUUUCGAUACAUAAGCUGAUGUCUUUAUGCUAUAAAAAUGGUGAAAACAGUGUCAUUAAGACGAUUCGAAAUUAGGAUAUUUGAUUUUUCAAAUCAUGACAGAGCGAAUGACUGAAGAUGACUACCUAGUUAAAGUAAGAGCGCAGGUAAUGACACGGGACGAGAGUACUGAAGGCUGGUUGCCUUUGGCUGGGGGUGGUCUAGCAAAUGUUUCCAUUCGGAAAAGGGCUAGACUACCCCCAGAUGUCGGCGGACAUGAAUAUAUUAUUUAUGGACAAAGAAUCUCUGACCAAACAGUUAUACUUAGUUGUGUCAUUAACCGAGAUUUACAGUACUUCAAAGUCAUGCCAACGUUUCAUCACUGGCGAGCUGGCAAGCAACGAAACGGAUUAACAUUUCAAACAGCUGCCGACGCCAGAGCCUUCGAUAAAGGGAUAAUUCGAGCUUAUGACGAUCUUAUUGACGGCUUAAAUCCAAAUUGGUCAUCACCAUACAAAUAUGGAAAUCAAGUUGGUGAAGAUGACGUUUUCAUGACUUUAGAUCUACCAAUCGAACCAUCAGAAUCUCGUUCCAGUUCUGAAGCUAGUGGAAGUCAAAAAAAUAGCGACAAGCAACAAAUAAUUCAUAUCAUAUCGAGUGAAAAAACACCCCAACCGACACCAUCAUUAUCGAAUACAAACAACACCGAACAACCAAAUGCAACCAUUGUUCCGGGUGAUAACUAUUCUUAUGUUCAAUUGACUGCUGUGCAUGAAUACAAUUAUCCGGUUGUGGACGAACCCGUCGGAGCCGUAAUGAAUGCUCGACGAGGAUCAACAUGCAGCUUAAAGAAACGUAGCGCUUUAGAUAUGGCUGAACAACAUAUUAUCAAGGAGCCGACGAUACAUAAAAGUAGAGUGCGAUGCAGAUAUUGUCAAGAGUUUUACACGGAAGAAUGGAACGGAAAAGCCGCUUACUGUGAAUUCGCUCCAGAUUGUUUUAAAAAUGGUUUAGAACAAAUUAGUGGAAUGAUGUGCGCCAGAUGUAUGCUGUAUCACUGUAUGAGCGAUGCCGAAGGAGAUACCACGCAACAUCCAUGCGAAUGUGUUUGCGAAAAUGGUUGCACAAGACGUUGGAUCGGAUUGGCGCUCUUGUCCUUACUAGUUCCAUGCCUGUGCUUCUAUCCUCCAUUACGGGCAUGUCACUUAUUGGGAAUAUCAUGCGGCAUAUGCGGCGGACGACACCACAAAUAACAAAUGUUGUUGUUGUUCGAAAUUUUUAAAUUAAAUUUAUUUCUUCGUUCUCCUAAAAAUAAAAACGCGCGCGAAUUAGAUUUUACAAUUACGGCAUUUUAGAUCGGUUCCACUUAUGUUUUUAAAAGUGAAAUUGUUGUUGAAAUAAUUAUGGGUUCUUUUUUCGGUCCUGAUUUUGUAAAAUCAAUUUCCUCGAACGUGACAUCAAUCUUAUGAACUCUUAAAUAUAAAAUUUAAAAGAAAAAAAAUGAUCAAAAAAAUGGGAAAAUAUUUAAAAUACAAAGAACGAGAAACCAGUUACGGGGUUAGCAAAAGAAAAUAUGUGUGUGAAUAAAUCGGGGGGAUGAUAAAUUGUUUUUGUAUCUUAAUUUUCGUAGCGUAUAAUAGACAUUUUUUGAUGCUCAAUUUCAUUGAUUCAUUUCAUCGUAAUUGUUGUUGUAUUUUUGUUUUAUAAAAUGGAAAAAUAAAUUUGAGAAAAAAAAAAAACAAAUCUCCGAAAGAAAGGGAGACAACGUAUGCAUUGGAGAUAAAGCGUCCAUCACUCUUCGGGUGGAAAAUGUGAAACUCGUCCUCCAAUGAAAAACUAAUAAUAAAAAAGACAAAAAACCAUCGAAUUCGAAUGGUGCGAAUUCAGAAGCGUACGGAAGCAUAUUAAAUGCUGAAGACAUGAACGCUAAGUCGAAACACACAAAAAAGAGUAAAAAAUUGGGAAACCAAGGUUAUCGAUUCAAUGUAUGGUCAGUAUGUUAUGCACUAACCCUUCCAAGAGUGGCGGCUAUACUAAUAAAAUUGUGUUGACUAAAACGAUCAAUCGAUAACCGAUACUCUCGUCAAACUAAAAACCGAUAGACGAAAAACAAAUCAAAAGAAAUUUUUAACACUUUUUAUGAUUUCGUUAUCAAUCCACAGACGUAGAUGAGAGAGAAGAAAAUAGUGUCAGUUACACGACGAAGAAGAAGAAAAAUAAGAAAAGAAAGCAAAAGAGAAAAAAAAACAGAGUAGAAAAACUAAAACAGACUGAAGCAGAUUAUUAGAUUCUAAUUAUUUUUUAACUCUAUCUAUCCUUGAACCAAAAUAGAAAAGCGAAAGAAUUUUAUCAUUUAUCAAACACAUUUUUCGGAACGUAAAUAAUUGUUCAAAGGGCUCAUGAAUAAUUAGUUAUGUUUCUGUAUGAAAAAAAUUUAUUAUUUUUCGUUCCAAAAAUCUAUCCAUCUAGCCAAAAAACGCAAUCAUGCACAUUGACCGACCUAUAUAUAUAUAUAUAUAUAUAUAUAAAUAAAUCGAUGAAAAUGGAAUCGUAUCAAUCUCAACGAGAAGAAAUAAUGCGCGAGUUGUCCAUGUAUUUGAUUUUGGAACUUUGAAGGGACAACUAUUCUGAGAUAAAAUUUCCUUUAGAGUUUGAUUUCAUUACUCGGAAACUCGAAACCCACUUUUGAUUCGUAUAUAAUAUCAUUAUACACGGGUCUAUUGAAAAAAUUUGAUUUUAUUUUUCUCGUUGGAGAUUUUUAUUCGAUUGAUAAAAAUAAAAUUCCGCGAUUAAUGACAGUUGAUUGGAUUUUUUGGCUAAACAAAAAACGGAUGAACCUUCCAUUUAACGAGAGAAAAAUAUAUAAAACAGAAGAAAAAAUAUGUAAAACGAAGGCACAGCAUAAGAAAAUUUAAAUUUAAAUGGAAAAAAUGGUAAAAAAAUAAAGUAAAAAAAAUUAUAAAUAAAAAUAUAAAAAAUUGCUUAAUAUGUGUAAAGUGAAGUAAAUAUUUAUUCAAAUUUAAAUUAAAAAAGUAAAAAUGAAAAAAACAGAAACACAAAAUUGCGUAUAUAUAAUGUAAAUUAUAUAUUUAUAUUAAUGUUAAAUAAAUAAAUAAAAAAAGAGAAGAAAAACAUUUAAGAAUAAAGAUCCCAAUAUAAAAACCAACAAAAAUCCUGUGAAAAGUCACCAUUGAAAGAGGUUAGACUGUUUGACAUAAAGAAAAAGUGUAAACUGUAAAUGUAUAUAUUUUAUGAACGGUAAAAUCAAUAUGAAAAUUUAUUAUUAUUA